AGAAUUUAGCCCAAUUAUCCAAAUAAGCUCUAAGUUCGAUGGUGAUUUUAGAGGGUGAUUUGGGAUCACUAUUUUAUAAAAUCACUAGGAUAGAAUCAAAUAAGAUGAUCUGAUCACCUCCGUCCACCUUCAGGCCGUCGCCCCGUACCACAUGCCCCGGAGCAAAACCCGACUGCUGUGGCGUCAAUGUCACUGUAGCCCGUAGGAGCAGGGGCCUCACGUGUGCCACUAUAUAAAGCAACGUGCCAUCUCAGCCCUGACGCGUGAAGUGGACGCACAGAUCUCACCCUCCGAUACACCUACCCCUCCUUUUCUCCGCUCGCUACUUGUUUGCGAAAUUCCCUCUGAGAGAAAAAGUGAGAGAUGAGGGCGCUGGGUUUGUGGCUGAUGCUGGUGGGCUCGCUUCGUCUCGCCUCCGUCUGGUUCGGCUUCUUCGACAUCUGGGCUCUACGCCUCGCCGUCUUCUCCCAAACCCAGAUGACUGAUGUCCAUGGGCGGACAUUUGGAAUUUGGACCCUUCUGACCUGCACUCUCUGUUUUCUUUGUGCAUUCAACCUUGAGAAUAAGCCCCUUUAUUUGGCUACUUUUCUAUCAUUCAUUUAUGCCUUUGGUCAUUUUCUCACUGAAUAUUUGAUAUACCAUACAAUGGCUGUAUCAAACCUUACAACCGUUGGAAUAUUUGCAGGCACAUCAAUUGUGUGGAUGUUGUUACAGUGGAAUGCACAUCAACCUCGGGCUACUUCAAAACUAGAAUGAACCAUUUGCAUAUGAUGCAGAUGUACUCAGAUACCAAUUAAUGUCAUUCUCUCUGUUAGGCAGCAAACUCUCAUUUGCCCAAGAUGAUUAUGAUCAUGUACUCUUCCUUGAGAUGGGUUUUCAGAUAUGUAUUUCCAGAGAAUUUUCUUAAAAAGUCCAUUAGACUUUUUUGAUCGA
This is a messenger RNA of Phoenix dactylifera (date palm), 933 nucleotides long. RefSeq names its product ergosterol biosynthesis protein (gene ERG28). Gene Ontology annotation, molecular function: protein-macromolecule adaptor activity. NCBI's taxonomy places the organism in Eukaryota, Viridiplantae, Streptophyta, Magnoliopsida, Arecales, Arecaceae. Gene Ontology annotation, cellular component: endoplasmic reticulum; membrane. The record is from RefSeq and is a predicted model, not a curated record.